Molecule: messenger RNA, 377 nt
Organism: Dentiscutata heterogama
Lineage: Eukaryota; Fungi; Glomeromycota; Glomeromycetes; Diversisporales; Gigasporaceae
Source: the annotation of a GenBank genome assembly
UUGAUUUAACUCUAGUAACAGAUGUGAUGACAGGCUUAACACCACAAAUAUCAGGUUCACCAACAAGAAAAUCUGUUGGCCUAUCACAGGACCUAACGUUCUCUUUAAUGUCUGGACCUGAUACUGUACUAGCGGAUUUUAUGGCAUCAGAUUAUACACAAUUCUCAGAAUGGACUGAUGGAUUAAACAUGUUAUUUGAUAAAAAUAUUGGAAGCAAAGAUACAGCAGAAUUCAUACAGAUUCUGACAGAAAUUGGAGUAAAGGUUAAAUUGUUGGAUUUGAGUGGUGAGAAAGUUGAAAUACCACAAGGUGUUGAAGUACCUAGGGAGUUACCUGUUGUUGAUAAUGGAUUUUAUUAUGGUGACCCUUUUUCAUAA